AGUUUGACCUACACACAGCUGUUUACGAUCUUUGCAAUAAUGGCCGACGAGUCUUGCCCUAGUCGUGUUUUAAAAAUGUUUCGAAAGAAUUUCAAUUUUUUCCCUAUUUAAACGUGACAAAAAUCAAGUGUACCAUGACUGUAACAACGUAAAAACAACCAACAAUUGAUAUGACUCCCCUAUUUCUAACCAAAAGAGAAAACUCCAAUAUAAACAAGUGUUAAUUUAACUACCGGGAACUUCAAUGUGAGUCAUUAAAAAUAUUAAAAUCGAUUCAAAGGGGUGGGUUUCACUGACCCAAUUCCACCAAUAAUUCCCAAUUAUUUAUUUUUUGUGAAAAAAAAACGGUUUUGGGGAUUUUUAUAAUCGGUGGUGAAAAAUGGACGAAGCUUCGAAUCAAGUGAAAAAAGAACGUAAUUUCCCAACUUUGGAACUAACCCCAACAGGGGUGUCACCUCAACCGAGUCUCGAAAUCCAAUCCCCGAAAACCCCCACUUUAUCCCGGAAACUCAAAGCUGUGAGUCUUGAUUCGGAUCCCCCGAAACAAUCAACGAGUCUCGACGUAUCUCGGGAUGUAUUCUCCAUGCCCAAUACCCCCAAAAGACAAGUCAAACACAAGCUCUCUUGUGAAUUCGAUGAUGGGAACCAUAAGACAUCUCUAACGCCGAAUUUCAGCUCAAAUUUGAAAAAAUUCGCAUCGAAUAAUAGUAUUUCAGGGUCGCAGACUUUGAAGACACUUCCGGAAAUCAUGACAUUGCAAGAUUUUUCUGAUAGUAGAACUGAACCGGUCAGAGUGAAGACAAAAGGACUAUUGGAACGCCGAGGCUCCAAUGCGAGUCUCACCAUCGAUUUGGGUUCAAACUCGAGCAUUUCGGAAAAGACAUCUUUCACGAGACUCAAUUCGGCCAAAAGCGUCUCAAAUUUGAAUCUUUCGACGUUUGGAGACAAGUGCGCUUGCGCAAUCAUCAAAUCGGAAAGACGCAAAUCGCAGGAGGCCUGUGGAAAUUGCAUAAUAUACGAAUCAGUUCCUAGCAAAGCCAAUGGUUGCAAAACGAACAAAUGUGGGGCUAUUGUUAAGCGUUGUAAUUGUUCUUUGAUUAAAUGUCGACGGAAAUCGCUCUCAAACGAGAAUCUCUAUGUGCCCCCUUGUGGUUUCUGUCAAAAGGGGGCUUACAAAGACUGUACCACCAAGCAUUGCAAAGGUUAUAGAAAAGCCUACUAUCCAAGACAACCCGAUUUGGACUCGUCACAACUCCUUUCUGAAGAUUUCAAAAUGCAUCUUGAAAACGUCCAGUAUUUGCAAACUGCCGGGAGUGUACUUUCCAUUAGUGACCUGAAGAUGGCGUGUGAGGUGUCACGAGUACCAAAACUGCACUCGGAAUUUUGGGAAGUGCCUCUGAAUUUACAAGAAAAGUGCUACGUGUCUGGUAGUCAGAGUCGUAAUCGGUACAAGGGCGUAUUACCCAAUGAACAUAGUCGGGUUCAUUUACCCGGACCUCAAAGUUAUAUUCACGCCAACUAUAUCAAGGGUCCGGAUUACACCGAAACAGCUUACAUCGCAACUCAAGGUCCGAUGACACACACCUGUCAAGAUUUCUGGGAUAUGGUAUGGCACACUAAUUGCGUUCGCAUCGUAAUGUUGACCGGUUUGAUCGAAAAGGGGCGGAGCAAAUGCGAAUUGUACUUUCCAUUGGGCAAGAAGGACCAAUCAGCGGCCAAAUCCUUUUAUUAUGUUAAAACGACACGCGAACGCGAUAAAUUCACCUUUGACCAUACCAAUCAACAAACCGAAGAAGAAAUAUUUAAAUUCGAGGAAUUAAAUCAAGUCGACUAUGGCUCCUACACUAUCAAAUACAUCAAAGAAGAGAAUCUUGAUGAAUGUGUCAUUCGCCAUCUUGAAAUUACAUACCGUGACAAAAACGAAUCACGUUUGAUUUGCCAUUAUUGGUUCCCCAAUUGGCAGGAUCAUAAAAUGGCCAAUCCGGAGCAACUUCUCAAGAUGGCUUUGCAUUUGCUCAAUGACAAUAAGAAAAACGAAAUGUCGGUUAAAACCGAAAAACCGAAAUUAAAACCGACACGACGCGAACGCCGACGAUCAAGUGACAGCGGACCGAAAGUUCCGCCUAUUGUUGUUCAUUGUAGCGCUGGGAUUGGUCGAACUGGUUGUUUUCUUGCAAUCUUGAACGGUAUUCAACAGUUGAAAACUAAUCUCAAUGUUGAUGUUUUGGCCAUUUUGUGCUCGUUGAGAUUGAAUCGAGGCGGAAUGGUACAAACAGCCGAACAAUACGAAUUGAUACAUCGCGUAUUGAAUCUCUUUGUUGAUACAAUGUAAAACAAAAUCAAAAUUUUGAGCGACAUUUCCACUAUUUCUUGUCGUCGGCUAGGUUAGUGACGUUUCGAGCGUCAACGUACUUCUUCAGGACACAUAAAAUCCAUGAUAAUCAUUUGUAUAGAAUGUAAAUGUGAUAAUUUCUAGAUCUAAGCGAAUUCUGUGUACAUAUUUUUUGUUGUUGUUCUGUUGCGUCAUAUUUAUUACGAAAUUGAUUUUACGAUUGUUUUUUUUUUAUAUAAAUAUUUAGGGAAAAAUCGAUUUUAGCCGUUGGUAGUAUUCAUGUUUUAGCAAUAUAUAUUUUUUUGUUCUUUAGGUUAAGUUCAUCUCAUCGCACAAUUGUGAUUGUCAGGUUGGCACUAUUGACUCAUUCGUUUCAUACCAUUGGUGCCAAUUUGAAUAUUCAAAAGAGUGAUUUUUUACCAACCAAAUGAAACGAAAAGCAUUUUUUGAUGAAUAUCUAACCUCUCCCAGUACAAAUUAAUUUGUCGGUGUUUUUUAAUUAUUUAAUUAGGAGUGUUAAUUAGACAAAGGUUGUGCACAGCACAAUCGAGAAAAGAAACACAACUCUAAACACCAAAUAUCAGACUAAUUUGUAAAUUAAUGUGUCAAAAAAAAAUUAUAUAAAACUUAAAUUGGUUUUUUAAUCG
Molecule: messenger RNA, 2979 nt
Organism: Tribolium madens (black flour beetle)
Lineage: Eukaryota; Metazoa; Arthropoda; Insecta; Coleoptera; Tenebrionidae
Exons: 5
Coding region: 380-2332 (650 amino acids)
Biological process (GO): protein dephosphorylation
Molecular function (GO): protein tyrosine phosphatase activity
Source: RefSeq, a predicted model, not a curated record